AUGGCAGACGACGCAGUCCCUACGUACACCCUCAUCCAAGCCGACGGCUUGUACCCAGACGACACUGUCGAGCAGGAGAUCUUCGCUCCACGACCCGGCCAGAACUACAAACUCGAGUUCAUAUCCACAGGUCUCUGGCCAACUGGCACCUCCGAACUCGCCAAGAAGCCAUGGAGUGCUAUUCCAGAAGACGUGCGGAACAGGAUAGAUGGGAUCAUGGUCUUGAAGAUAGGUUUCACUGAGCAAGAUGUGGAGCUAUUCCCGAAGCUCAAGGUGUAA
Fulvia fulva is the source of this 279-nucleotide messenger RNA. RefSeq lists its product as uncharacterized. Bases 1 to 279 code for a protein of 92 amino acids. The transcript is spliced from 2 exons. The record is from RefSeq and is a predicted model, not a curated record. NCBI's taxonomy places the organism in Eukaryota, Fungi, Ascomycota, Dothideomycetes, Mycosphaerellales, Mycosphaerellaceae.